UCCAGCCCAGACCACACCUCCCCCAAUUCUCCUAGCGUCAAAACGACCCGGAAAUUAGGGUAAUGUGUGAUACGAUACCAUGCCUUACCGCUGACCCUUGAGGUACCUACCUUACUGGCAAGGUGUAGAGACAAUCGACGAUGGCGGGGACGGGGAACAUGUAGGAUGUACCUUACUUUCGUAAUGGUGUCACCGCUCUGCUGUGAUGUAAGGUGUGUCGGUUUGGCAAGUCACAAGGGUGUGCCUUGACGUUGCGCAUUCCCAAACUGCUUUGGCGUUCAGUUUGUAUAUAAGACCCUUUCAUCCAUUUCCUCUACAGCGCUUUUUCGUACCAUCCCAUCACAGCCAAACACCAACAAGCAAACCAAACACCCGUCGAGGUUCUCUCUACAACUCUACAAAUUACCACUUCCCAACCCACCAAAACCACAACACCGCAAAAAUGGGUGCCGUCGUCUCUUGUGUCCAAUCCGUCUUCCGGACCAUCGGCAACUGCCUCACCUCCGUUAUCUCAGGUAUCGGAGGCAUCCUCCACGCCAUCAUCGGCGGCAUCGUCUCCUUCUGCAACAUCAUCAUCAGCUUCCUCACCUGCGGUUACUGCGGACGUCGCGGCAGCGGUGGCGGACGUCGCCACAAGACUACGACUAGAAGUCGCGUCUAAGCCGACCCUUCUGUCUCUAAAAAUCAUGAAAGAUGGAAGGGGUUGAACCACGACGAUUCGAAUUAUUUCGCGAUUGUGCAAACGAAUGACUGGAAGAGAGCAUGGAGAAGAUGAGCGCGGAUGAUUAAUGAAGAGCGCGGACGCGAUAUCAGCUUUGACAGCAUACCCACCCACGAGUUUCUUCUUUUUCCUUACGAUACCCAGAUACCAGUAGCUUAGCUUGAAUGGUAUAACACGAUAUCCACAAACAGAUAUGUGCCACUG
Messenger RNA from Colletotrichum acutatum, 925 nucleotides. RefSeq lists its product as uncharacterized. The coding region runs from base 443 to 661 and encodes 72 amino acids. The record is from RefSeq and is a predicted model, not a curated record. Lineage: Eukaryota; Fungi; Ascomycota; Sordariomycetes; Glomerellales; Glomerellaceae. The transcript is spliced from 2 exons.